Molecule: messenger RNA, 984 nt
Organism: Clonostachys rhizophaga
Lineage: Eukaryota; Fungi; Ascomycota; Sordariomycetes; Hypocreales; Bionectriaceae
Source: the annotation of a GenBank genome assembly
AUGGCAGACUACGGUGUUAUUGGCCUUGGAAUUAUUGGUUAUGGCAUGGCCAGUAACCUGCGCAAAAAGAUUCCUGCUUCUUCAACGCUUCAUGUUCUGGACCUGGACCAGACUAUCAUUCAGCGACUCAUUAACGAGUACGGCAGCUACGGCAAGAUCGAAGCCGCAUCUUCAGCAAAGGACCUUGUGACGAAGGUCGGUGCUGGAGUUGUUCUUUCCAGUCUUCCUGCAGGCCCACAUGUUCGCAAAGUCUAUCUCGACCCUGAGAACGGUGUCAUCGCAGCUGCUAAGAACCCUGAGCGGCUCAUUAUCGAGUGCAGUACUAUUGAAAUUGAAUUCACGCAAGAGCUCGGCAAGACUAUUAUUGAUGCUGGACUGGGUCAUUUUGUCGAUGCUACCGUGUCCGGCGGCAUGUGGGGUGCCAACGCAGGAACACUCUCCUUCAUGAUCGGUCACCCUGAACCCACCGAGGGCGACAAGGUCGGAAAGCGUAUCUAUGACAGCCUUUCUUUUGUUGGCGUACCUAGCACACUUGCAUUCUGCGGUGGUCUCGGAAUGGGUCAAGUAGCCAAGAUUGCUCAUAACUACAUCACCUUGUCAAACAACUUGGUUGCAACCGAGGGAAUGGCCAUCGGUCUCAAGUACGGCAUCGAUAAGAAGGCUCUCUUCAAGUGUAUCAGAGAGGGAACUGCCAACUCCUGGGUUAUGGGACUUGAGCAGCCGGUUCCCGGUCUUGUGCCCGAUGCUCCUUCCAGCAACAACUACAAGCGAGCCUUCGCUCCCGCUUUGAGCGUGAAGGAUCUUACCAUUGGUAUUAAUGCUGCCAAGAAGGUCGGCAUUGCCCCCACAGCCGGUGAGGCUGCCAUCAAGGCCUUCAGGGAAGUUGAUGCCGACCCACGAACACAUGACCUUGAUCACACCUCCUUGUGGCUCCACGUCUAUGGCAACCUUGAUGAGUGGGCUAAGGAGAACCUGAAGAACUAA